GCAGACGCGUUGCUUUACGACGCUCGGAGGACCACACCAGGUCGGCGUUCAGGGCCUGGAUCUCCCAGCACGUGGGCCUGUGAGGUUCUCCCCGCUGGUAACUCACACCUCCCGGCGGGGGCCAGCCCCGUGGAGGACAGGGUGGCAGCGGAGGCCCAGGGUCUCGCGCUGAUGGAUUUUGCCGCUGACAAUGAAACCACGUCGGGAGGCGGCCUCCGGCGCGGGGCUGAGGGGGCGCGGCUGCCGCUCGAGGCCGGCGGUGGAGCGGCGGCGAAGGGGCUGACAGGAGCGGAGCAAACCGCGGGUGGAGAAGAAGGGACUGCACCGGGGGCGGGGGAGGAAACGCGGGCGUUCCCAGCGGCUGUGAAGCUGGAGAACACGGACUGGCCGGAGACGGAGGGAGGUAUGCUGGAGGGCCGGCCGAUAAAGCAGGAGGCGGAGGACGGGCCUGAGGUGAAGGAGGAGAAGCCGGACCCCGUGGAGGUGAAGCUGGAGGUGAAGCAGGAGGCGGAGGGCGGUUGGGCGGUAAAAGAAGAGAAGGUGGAGGAGGAUGGGCCAGAAAUCAAGGAGGAGAAGGUGGAGGAUGGGCCAAACAUCAAGGAGGAGAAGGUGGAGGAUGGGCCAGAGAUCAAGAAGGAGAAGGUAGAGGAUGGGCCAGAGAUAAAGGAGGAGAAGGUGGAGAUUGGGCCAGAGAUCAAGGAGGAGAAGGUGAAGGAUGGGCCAGAGAUCAAGGAGGAGAAGGUGGAGGAUGGGCCAGAGAUCAAGGAGGAGAAAGUGAAGGUGAAGGAGGAGGUGAUGGACUGGCCGGACGUGAAGGAAGAGGGGAAAGACCACUUGGAGAUAAAACAGGAGGAAGAGAUGGUGUUGUUCACCCAGAACAUAAAGGAAGAAGUGAUGGAUGAAGCGUGUGUAAAAGAAGAAAAGUGUUUCCUGAAGGAAGAAAUACUGGAGGACACCAAGGUGAAAGAAGAGCCCCCGAUCAAUUGCCCCGUGGGCUCGAAGCGGAAACUGGCCAUGACAAGAUGUGAAACUUGUGGUACAGAAGAAGCCAAGUACAGAUGUCCACGUUGUAUGCGGCAUUCUUGCAGUUUGCCCUGUGUAAAGAAACACAAAGCAGAACUGACAUGUAAUGGAGUUCGAGAUAAAACUGCCUAUGUUUCAUUACAACAGUUUACUGAAAUGGAUCUCCUAAGUGAUUAUCGAUUUUUGGAAGAUGUGGCAAGAACAGCAGACCAUAUUUCCAGAGAUGCUUUAUUGAAAAGAUCAUUAAGCAAUAAACAUAUGUGCUUUAUGAAAAAUCGUGCCCGAAGGCAAGGUAUUAACUUAAAACUUCUACCCAAUGGUUUCACCAAGAGGAAAGAAAAUUCAACAUUUUUCGAUAAGAAAAAACAACAGUUUUGUUGGCAUGUGAAGCUUCAGUUUCCUCAGAGUCAAGCUGUAUACAUAGAAAAAAGAGUACCGGAUAAUAAAACUAUUAAUGAAAUCUUAGCAACUUACAUUGACCCAGAAAAGUCUGAUCCUGUAAUUCGUCAAAGAUUGAAAGCUUACAUUCGCUCUCAGACUGGGGUCCAAAUUUUAAUGAAGGUCGAAAAUAUGCAGCAAAAUUUAGUAAGAUAUUAUGAGCUGGAUCCUCACAAGAGUCUCCUUGACAAUUUGAGGGACAAAGUGAUCAUUGAAUACCCAACAUUACACGUGGUAUUAAAAGAAUCCAGUAAAGACAUGAACAUUCUUCACGAAGGAAUGCACAUUGAAGUAAGGCUUCCUGUAAUGAAGCAAAAAGAAAAGCUACAUUUAUAGUGCACUUGGAGCCUUCUUAAGAAACAUUUGCUCCUUUUUGUGAAAAGUGAAUCUACCAAGAACAUUGGCAAUGAAAAUUGAGCACUUCUGGAGGAAGGAAAUCCCAGGUUGCAGAGGACAAUGAUUGACUAACUACUGUUGGGGUGUAUUGUCAAUGAAUUUGUGCAAUUUUUUUGUUUUUCUGAAAAGUAAACAGUCUAAUUUUUUUUU
Molecule: messenger RNA, 2007 nt
Organism: Pipistrellus kuhlii (Kuhl's pipistrelle)
Lineage: Eukaryota; Metazoa; Chordata; Mammalia; Chiroptera; Vespertilionidae
Gene: ZNHIT6
Product: zinc finger HIT-type containing 6
Exons: 11
Coding region: 172-1797 (541 amino acids)
Biological process (GO): box C/D snoRNP assembly; snoRNA localization; maturation of LSU-rRNA from tricistronic rRNA transcript (SSU-rRNA, 5.8S rRNA, LSU-rRNA)
Cellular component (GO): nucleus; pre-snoRNP complex
Source: RefSeq, a predicted model, not a curated record